Messenger RNA from Theobroma umbraticum, 1946 nucleotides. Its product is annotated as lipid-binding serum glycoprotein family protein. NCBI's taxonomy places the organism in Eukaryota, Viridiplantae, Streptophyta, Magnoliopsida, Malvales, Malvaceae. The record is from RefSeq and is a predicted model, not a curated record. Gene Ontology annotation, molecular function: lipid binding.
CAAUAAAAACAACGCACUACAACCAAAAAUUUCGGGGGAAAAAAAAAAACCAAAAUUUCCCCCGCCAUGGCGCACCUUACUUUCCUCUUCUUCUUAAUCUCGUCUCUCUUCCUAUCUUCACAAGCUAAUCUUCAUCUUCAGCCAUUAAGAAACCAAGAAGAAUCGUUUACGUCAAUCCUUGUUUCUCAACAGGGCCUUGAUUUCAUCAAGGACUUGCUCAUCAACAAAGCGAUAUCUUCAAUCAUCCCUUUGCAGCUGCCUGCCACCAUUGAGAAAUCUGCGAGAAUCCCCUUUUUGGGCAAUGUUCAUAUGGUUAUUUCCAAUGUUACUAUUUACAAAAUCGAUGUUUUGUCGUCUUAUGUUAAGCCUGGGAAUACUGGGAUUGCAAUUGUUGCCUCUGGGACUACUUGCAACUUGACCAUGAAUUGGCAUUAUUCUUAUAGUUCUUGGCUUCUUCCCAUUGAAAUUUCUGAUGGAGGAAGGGCUUCUGUUCAGGUUGAAGGCAUGGAAGUGGGGCUUACGCUAGGGUUGGAGAACCAUGAAGGAACUCUGAAGCUGUCCCUCAUGGACUGUGGUUGUUAUGUGAAAGAAAUCACCAUAAAAUUGGAUGGAGGUGCUUCUUGGCUUUAUCAAGGAACAAAAAAGAAAAGGCUGAUGGUGCUGAUUUUACUAUCUUCAUCAAAUUUCUUCCAUGAGAAAAUAAUUAACUUUCCAUUGCCUUGCCAUUUUGGGAUGAUUAAUGCAUUUGAGGAGCAAAUAGGAUCUGCGGUUGAAAAUGCUAUUACAAAUAAACUUAAAUAUGGAAUCUUAAAGCUUGAUUCAUUUCUGCGAUCUCUUCCAAAGGAAAUUCCUGUGGACGAUAAUGCUUCUUUGAAUGUAUCUUUUGUGGAGAAUCCUCUAUUGAGCAGUUCUUUCAUUGAAUUUGACAUCAAUGGGUUAUUCACAGCAAAGGAAAAGGUUCAAAUUCCCAAACACUACCGCCAGACCUGGCAACCUUCUGUUUUCUGCAGCGAUCAGUCUAAAAUGCUUGGGAUUUCAUUAGAUGAAGCUGUAUUCAACUCUGCGUCAGCAUUAUACUAUGAUGCAGAAUUUAUGGAAUGGAUUGUGGAUAAAGUGCCGGAUCAAGCUCUUCUAAAUACUGCUGGAUGGAGAUUUAUUAUUCCCCAACUGUACAAGAAAUACCCAAAUGAUGAUAUGAAUUUGAACAUUUCUCUGUCUUCUCCACCAUUGAUAAGGAUUUCUGGGCAUAAUAUUGGUGCUACCGUUUAUGCAGACGUGAUAAUUGAUGUGGUUGAAGCUGGUCAAGUAAUACCGGUUGCAUGCAUUUCAUUGGAGAUCCAUGGCUCAGGUUCCGUUAAAAUUGUGGGAAAUAACCUUGGUGGGAGCGUGAAGUUGGAUGACUUGGUAAUGUCAUUGAAGUGGAGCCAAAUUGGCAAUCUUCGAAUGUAUCUGAUACAGCCGGUGAUGUGGACACUCGUCCAGACUGUUGUCAUACCAUAUGCAAAUUCAUAUCUCGGAAAAGGUUUCCCUUUGCCCAUCAUUCAUGGUUUCACCCUUCUGAAUGCUGAAAUUACUCUCUCAAGUUCAAAAGUCACGGUUUGCAGUGAUGUGGCAUAUUCAGAAUCACACAAUCUUAAUCAGCUUGGAAUCUACUUUGAAUAGAUUAUUCGUUCAUAUUAUGCAACCUUGAGAUGUCCUCAAAAUGGGUUACAGGGAAGGAAACCAAUUGUUAAUUUCCCACUCUUGUACAGUUUUAUUUCAGAUGCUACUCUUCAGUCAACAGAAUGCUCGAAGGAUGAUAAAACUCAUCGAAUGUACAAAUAUAUUACCAAAGGCGCAGCUCAAUUUGUAUUACAUUUUGUUUUAUAAUUUGCAAAUCAUAUGCACAAGAUGUUGAUUGUCUCUAUUCGAUAAAUUAAUCAGAUGAAUUCAGGAACAUCGACGCA